AUGGUACUCCGCUUUGGGCGUAAAGGAAAGUUGACUCCAUGCUUCAUAGGACCUUAUGAGGUACUUGAGAGAGCUGGACCAGUGGCUUAUAGGCUAGCCUUACCACCAGAGUUGGAGCGCAUCCAUAAUGUGUUCCAUGUAUUUAUACUCAGGAGUUAUCACUCUGAUCAUUCUCACGUCAUACCCUUAGAGCAUAUUGAGGCCAACCUAGAUAUGACCUAUACAAAGAAACCAGACAGAAUCUUAGUAAGCAAAGUGAAAGAGCUAAGGAACAACAGAAUCCCCUUAGUUAAGGUUCUAUGGAGGAAUCAUGGAGUCGAAGAGGAAACUUAG
Hibiscus syriacus is the source of this 333-nucleotide messenger RNA. RefSeq lists its product as uncharacterized. Lineage: Eukaryota; Viridiplantae; Streptophyta; Magnoliopsida; Malvales; Malvaceae. The transcript has a single exon. The record is from RefSeq and is a predicted model, not a curated record. Bases 1 to 333 code for a protein of 110 amino acids.